This is a messenger RNA of Xenia sp. Carnegie-2017, 527 nucleotides long. RefSeq lists its product as uncharacterized. NCBI's taxonomy places the organism in Eukaryota, Metazoa, Cnidaria, Anthozoa, Malacalcyonacea, Xeniidae. The transcript is spliced from 4 exons. The coding region runs from base 21 to 395 and encodes 124 amino acids. The record is from RefSeq and is a predicted model, not a curated record.
AGUGUGAGCCUCUUGUUGAUAUGAACAGCGGUGUAUCUCUAAUUCCCGUAGUUUGCCCCGAUGACGAUAAAGGAGUUAGGAGUCUAGCUAUGUCAGAUGAAAAUGAGCGAUUUACUGUUGCACCUGAGACGUCGCGACAUUUAGUUCAUUCAAUAAAUGAUUCGCCCGUUUCAAGUAUUUACACUGAUGAAGACGUCGAGAAUGAUGCAAGUUUAGCAAUUGGAGCAACUGUUGCAGCGAUAUGUGCCACACGUGAUGGUAGCAUAGAAAUUAAUGAUUACUCAGGAUCGUCAUUGGUCAGAACCAUGGCCAUCAGAGGAAUAUCCAUCAGGCAAAGAAAUGACUUCAGAGGAAUUAAAACAGGCGAUUGUAUCGAUGAUGUUAAGAAAAGAUGAAGUUGAAGAACGUAACAGGUUGUAUUAUCGUCCUUCGUUUAAUAUUAACAUUCCAUUCGAAUAUACACUAUUUUGCCCUGAUUUUUCCUUCGAUCAUCUUUCCUGUAGAUCGUUACAACAACAUUUGGAAAA